This is a messenger RNA of Scutellospora calospora, 644 nucleotides long. The record is from the annotation of a GenBank genome assembly. NCBI's taxonomy places the organism in Eukaryota, Fungi, Glomeromycota, Glomeromycetes, Diversisporales, Gigasporaceae.
AUGUCUGAUAAUAAUGAAGAACCUAUGCCAGUUGUAAUUGAAGGUGACAAAAAUGUAAGAGAUAAAAUUGAUCAAUGGUUAAGAAGUAGCCAAAUUGAUUUCAAUUACAAAAUCACUACAAAUUUUUUUACUGGUGAAAAAGAAAAUCAUUCUGAUGUAAUUGAUCUUUGGAAAGAAGAUUAUGAGACAUCUGAAAAUAAGAACAAAUUUAAAAUUAUGAAAAUAACCAGACAAAAUAAAUUAAAACAUCAAAAUGUUUCUGGUAUAAAAGGCACUAGUAAAUCUGGAAAAAGAAUUGAGGUUUUUUUAUUAUGUUUUAAUACUAGUGAUGAUGAAAUUACUUAUGGUUGUAUUUCUGGUAAUGUUUCAAUUACAUCAGAAAAUAAGGAAAUAGUUGAAAAAAUUAGAGGUCAUCCUGAAGAACUAGCUAGUGUUAUUUUUUCUAAAUCAAAUCCAAAAUAUAAUAAAAUAAAUAUUCCAAUCAAUUUUAAUCCUGAACAAGUUUUGAAACUACGUGAAGCAAAUCCAAACUAUGAAUAUCAAAAAACAGUAAAUAAUUUUGUUUCUGAUCCUGAAGUUCAUGAAGCAAUAAUUGAAAAUUGGAUUGAAGAGUAUGAUAAAAAUAUUAAAAAUUCUUUAGAAAA